Messenger RNA from Protopolystoma xenopodis, 228 nucleotides. Lineage: Eukaryota; Metazoa; Platyhelminthes; Monogenea; Polystomatidea; Polystomatidae. The record is from the annotation of a GenBank genome assembly.
AUGGAGGACUGCGUCAACCUGAGCAUCGUAUUAAAGCGAAAUGGCUGCAGUACAACGGGAUUCAGACGUCGUCUUCUUCUUCGUGCACUUUCAUACGAAAUGAAGGUCUCUCCAACAAAGCCGGGAUUAUACGCUGCACAAUCGCGGUUCGAGUCCCUCGGGGGUGCUGAUGAGACCAGUUCAGGCGGGGUCAAACCUGCAUUCCACUCCAGUCUGGAUACAUUUUGA